CACGAAGAAAUAAAACCUCCACGGCUAAUUCCGUUCUCAUAUCCAUAGCCACAAACUUUUCCCAAACAAAUGGAUGGAACGAACGUGGACGGCGUAAGUAAAAGUGCAAGGGAGGAAGUUGAACUGGACGGCCAAGAUCCGAACUUUGGGCGGGGGGAACAGUGCGAGUACCCACCAGCUUUGGCACUCAUGGCCAGCAGUGAUCCACGCGCCUGGCUGGCUCCUGUGCAGACUGGCACCUGCGCGGCACACGCCGAAUACCUGCUGCACUCGCCCGGCUCGAGCGCGGAAGGCGUGUCCUCUGCCUCGAGCAACAGCUCAAACUUCAGGAAGAGCAGCAAAGUGCGCGAGUUGUGCCGACUUAAGGGAGCUGUGGGAGCAGAUGAGGGCAGGCAGCGUGCACCAUCCAGCAAAGCGACCAAUGUUGUGCAAAAACAGAGGCGAAUGGCUGCCAAUGCUCGCGAGAGGAGGAGGAUGCACGGAUUAAACCACGCUUUCGACAAACUGCGCAGUGUAAUCCCAGCCAUGGAUGAUGACAAGAAGCUCUCUAAAUAUGAAACCCUACAGAUGGCUCAGAUCUACAUCAACGCCCUGUCCGACUUGCUUCAGGGUCCCGAUGCUGAAGCUGAUCCGCCAAACUGCGACAUGCUGUCUGCCAAUGUGUACGAGGAGGAGCACUCUCCUAGCGGAUCACCGAGCAUCUGUCGGAGAGGCACAGGAGCAGGUCUACCUGUCCAGCUGUCCGGUAUCCACUAUCAGUACGAGGCCGGAUCAUUCGCCUCUUUCGUGGAGCAGGACAUUCAGUCUCCCUCUGGAACGAGCAAAUCCGGUUCGGAGGGUAACAAAAAUUCGCCCCGGUCGAACCGAAGCGACGGAGAGUUCUCCCCUCACUCGCACUUCAGUGACUCGGACGAAACGCACUUGGAGCUGCAGAGCGAAGACGAGCUCUCUGAACUGAAACUGUCCAACCACCGCGCUUUUUAGAAACGCACCGCCGGACUGUCCAUCAAUCGUGUCAAUCAUAUAUUUUGCCUUUGCCCAGUAUGUCCAGUGCAGUGGGUUGCUUUAUUAUCCAAUUGACUGGUUUCAGAUCUUUGUUUGUUUUAUUACGUUGUUGUGUCGACAACUGUCCGAAAAUAUAAUUAGUUGCCCAGACCCCUAUGCCAUGUCAACCGCAGCGUGCAGCAGUGCCAUGGGCUCAAAUGUCAUGCAUAAAAACCUUUCAAGUCUUCCGUGAAAUAUUUUGACACUAUUGAUUUAUACAUGAUUGUCAUGGACUGAUUUCAUAGAUAGGAUUGAUGAUGAUCUUGAUUUGAACAAUGUAAGAAUUUUGCAACUUUUAAAGUUCACGUGCACUUUAAAACGGGCCAUAGGCUUGAGACGCAUUCUUUUGUCAUGGAAGAAGGAAUGUUGUGUUUUAUGUAGAAGUCAUGCCAAUUUGAUGAAUAUAUUUAAUAUAGCCAUUAGAUUUUGUACAUUCGUUGAUUUUUAAUAUUUGGUCUCAUUGCAAAGAUUUUGUUGUCUGCCUCUGCUUGGAGACGAUAGCUGAUGUUAGCUAUUUAUUUCCGUUUUCCUU
Xyrauchen texanus (razorback sucker) is the source of this 1576-nucleotide messenger RNA. It is a transcript of the gene atoh1a, whose product is annotated as atonal bHLH transcription factor 1a. The record is from RefSeq and is a predicted model, not a curated record. The transcript has a single exon. NCBI's taxonomy places the organism in Eukaryota, Metazoa, Chordata, Actinopteri, Cypriniformes, Catostomidae. The coding region runs from base 70 to 984 and encodes 304 amino acids. Gene Ontology annotation, molecular function: protein dimerization activity.